AAUCUUCAAAAUAUGGAAACAAAGCCAGAGGAAAUUUACAUUAAACCAGAAAUCAACAUCGAAGUUGAAAUCGAACCAUACAAUGAUGUUCCAGUGGAGGAGACGAACAGCAAAUACGUUAAAGUAGAAUCUCAAGCCAGCAGCAAUACAAAAAGUCUUCAAAAUACAGAGUCAUACUAUGGAACACCGGAAACGUCUACAGCAGUCAUCGAAUCAAAGAGAACGAUAGAAUUCGAAGGGAAAGUAUACGAGAAUGGUAAAAUUAAUAGAUUACAAUGUCCACAGUGCGAUAAUACGUUUAAGAAUAGAGCCAAUCUCAGAGCGCAUAUUAAAUUCAUACAUUCCACGGACCAAGAUGUUGUUGACUGCAACAUUUGUUUUAGAACGUUCAAAUCAUUACUACAUCUUCGAUCUCACAAGAGUUCUGUCCAUGCGGAUGAAAAAGAAGUUGCUUGUGAUUACUGUGACAAAACAUUUUUGAAUAAGAAAAAACUGAACAACCACAUAUUCUACUGCCACCCGGAUGAUGAAGAAAACGUCAGUUGUGAGGUAUGUAAGAAGAUUUUCAAAACCAAAUACCGUCUGAAAGUCCACAUCAAACAAGUUCAUCCGGAAGGCCAAACGGUGACCUGUCCAGAAUGUUCGAAGGAGUUUAAGAACAAUAUGCUCUUACAAAGACAUGUUAAAUGGGCUCAUCCCUCAGAUGGGUUGAUUUACCGCUGCCCCCAAUGCAGUAGAGUGUUGCCUUCAAUAGAUGGUUACAAACGCCAUAUGGCAGCCGUGCAUGGCUCCAAAAAUGUCUCUUGUGACGUAUGCAACAAGGUUUUCAAGACCAACGGUAGCUUGAAUCGUCAUAUGUCAACAGUCCACAGCAGCGUAAAAGUCGAAAGAAAGAAAUAUAAGACGGGCGACUUACAAUGCACCGCGUGCGACAAGAAAUUCGCUACAAACACAGCUGUACUGUGGCACUAUGAGAAGUGUCACUCGGAAAAUAAGGUGGAUACAUCUUGUCAUGUAUGCUCGAGAGAGUUCUGCGAUCUAAACAAUUUAAAACGGCACAUGGAAACCGUGCAUUCUGAACAAAGUGCAACGUGCAAUAUCUGCUUCAAAACGUACAAGUCUCCUAUGAACUUACAAAGGCACAUAAGAAUAACGCAUGCGCCUCCCGAAGCGGCUAAAAGGUGCGAGAUAUGCCAGAAAACUUUCAAGUGCUCGAUGCAUUUAAAGAUACAUAACAACGUCGUUCAUUCCAAAGAAGGAGAAUUUGCUUGUUCAAUUUGCAACAAGGUUUACUCCUCGAAAAAGUACAUGAACAAGCAUAAGAAAACUCAUAAUAGCAAAGAAUAUCCAUGCACUAUUUGUACAAAGUUCUUCAAAUCUACUAACGAUGUGACAAGGCAUAUACGGAGAGUGCAUAUGAAAAAUGGUGAUCCAGUUGAGUCAAUGCAGGAAAACUGCAACAAUGAAGAGAUGAGCUGUGUCAAAUGUGGUCAGAUGUUUCCAAAUGACACAGAACUUCAUGCUCAUAUUAUAAAUUGUGGACUUGUAAAAAUAGAGCAGAUUAGUAACGUAAAAAGCGACGAAAAUUGUUGUGGUAAAUGUGGUGAAGUUUUCAACGAAGCUACAUUAUUAGAGACCCAUAUAAUCCAGUGUGGGAUCGUAAAAAUUGAAAGAAUAGAUGAAGACGAUGAUUCAAUAGAAAACAAUUUAGAUAGCAAAAUAGCUAAUUGUGUCAAAUGCAGAAGGGUUUUCAGCAAUGUUACACAGCUACAGACACAUAAAAUCAGUUGUGACGGUGAAAUUGAACGAAGAGAAAUAAAAAUGGAGAUUGAAGAAUGUGACGAUGAAUAGAAUAGAAAACUGUAACAUUUAUUAU
Molecule: messenger RNA, 1876 nt
Organism: Ostrinia furnacalis (Asian corn borer)
Lineage: Eukaryota; Metazoa; Arthropoda; Insecta; Lepidoptera; Crambidae
Product: zinc finger protein 708
Exons: 1
Coding region: 13-1851 (612 amino acids)
Biological process (GO): regulation of gene expression
Cellular component (GO): nucleus
Source: RefSeq, a predicted model, not a curated record